Scaptodrosophila lebanonensis is the source of this 1094-nucleotide messenger RNA. It is a transcript of the gene Yeti, whose product is annotated as craniofacial development protein 1. Lineage: Eukaryota; Metazoa; Arthropoda; Insecta; Diptera; Drosophilidae. The transcript is spliced from 2 exons. The record is from RefSeq and is a predicted model, not a curated record. Bases 101 to 961 code for a protein of 286 amino acids.
AGCGAACAUCGCGGCUCGCAACUUUUGUCACCGAAAAUCAACACGGUAAAAAGUUAAAACAACGAGUGCAUCCAAUCAAUAAAUUUGUAAGUUAACAAAUAUGAAUAAAGAGGAAAACUACGCCUCGGAUAGUGAUCAAAGUGACGAAGAUUUUUGCCUAGAAAAUGACGCAGAUUCUUGUUCGUCGAGUGGCAGCGCCGAAGACAGUGAGGACGCCGGCAGUGAUGCGGAUUCCAUUGAAAAUACAAAAACUACAAAGGGCAGCAAAAAAGCCAAAGCUAGCUCAAAAAAGGAGGCCAGCCAAAACUCUCGCACCACGCGUCUCAAAGAGGCGCAACAAAAUGAUGGCAAAUGUUCAAAGGAGAAGGACGAACUCGAGUCGGACGAAGAUGUCGACAAAUCACGUUCUGAUGCGUUGUGGGCUGACUUCCUAUGUGAUGUCGGAAGUGCGAAAGCUGAGAGUCCAGUUAGUUUAAAAGCAAAGGAGGCAAAAGACAGUGUAAAUCAAACGCAAGCUGGAUCUACAGCCAAGGUCGAUACACUAGUCACCAGGCAGAUAACAGAGGUAUUAGAUUUUGCUGGCGAGCAGGUGACUGUACAAAAAACCGUGAGCAAGGAAAAUCAGAAGCAGAGUUUACAAGAGCCCAAUGCCACACCUAGCCCAAAACCAGCCCCACCAACUCGAUCUUUUGGUAUUGCGAAGCGACCGGCAAAUGGAAAUGCCGGUGGUCUGGGUUCAUUACUCAACCAAUUGGGAAAAAAGAAGAAGAUGUCCGUGCUGGAGAAAUCACAGCUCGAUUGGAAAGACUUUAAGAGUGGCGAAGGCAUCGAUGAAGAAUUACAAACACACAACAAAGGCAAAGAUGGGUACUUGGAGCGCCAGGACUUUCUACAACGCACGGACUUACGUCAGUUCGAGAUUGAGAAAAACCUGCGCCAGUCAACGCGACGCCAGAACUAAGUCAAGGUUUUCAUGUCAACUCGCCUAUUUACACAUUCGAACUUUAAACUAAGAUAAUUCAGUGCAUAAGUUCCAUAUUUGUGCUAUCAUAAUUCCUAAAUAUAUUUAAACAAAUUUCGCAUUAUCAAACAAA